Molecule: messenger RNA, 846 nt
Organism: Arctia plantaginis
Lineage: Eukaryota; Metazoa; Arthropoda; Insecta; Lepidoptera; Erebidae
Source: the annotation of a GenBank genome assembly
AUGAUUCAUUUUAGAGACGCCACAUGUCAUAGAAAUCACGAAGGUACAGUUAACACCCUGAAAUCUCUCCACAUUCACGUCCCCAAAGCAGUUCUAACGGGGCAUGAUGCUGAACUAACGUGUAGCUAUGAACUUGAAGGAGCCCAGCUUUACUCCAUACGAUGGUAUAGAAACAUGAUUGAAUUCUACCGGUACGUGCCGAAGGAGUCUCCCGCCACAAAGGUUUUUCCAGUAGCUCAAAUUAAAGUUGAUGUAGCAGCUUCUGAUCAAAACCGGGUGGUGCUAACGGAGGUAGACCGGACUUUAACCGGAGAAUAUCAGUGUGAGGUGUCGGCUGAUGCACCGCUGUUCCACACAGACAUCAAGUCAGCAGAAAUGGUGGUCGUUGCAGAACCGCCAUUGACAAGUCCGAAUGUGACAUCAGAUCGCCUUUCUUAUAUCGGCGGUGAUCACAUUCGAGCAAACUGCUCAUCUCCUCCUUCGCUUCCAGCUGCCAACAUCACGUGGUACGUCAACGAGCAAAUGGUGCCUGGAUUCACCGCAAACCACGUGUUAAACUUUAGUAAUGGUUACGCGUCUAGUUUAGCUACUUUAGAACUGGAAGCUGCUCUGCAUUCGCCAGUGCCUACGCUCAUGAUUCGAUGUGAAGCAUCAAUAUUUGAUGUGUGGAGAUCGACUAGUCAUACGCUAGUACUGCGCGAGCGCAGCGCUAACCCAGCAUCUGCCCUGGGUAGAAGUUUAACAGGUGCAGCCACCGGAACGUGUUUACCUACCGUUAUUGUGUUAAUCAUACAAUUUUUCCUACAACUGUUACUUCAAAGGUACAGUGGGACUUCAAUAAGAUAG